UAUGAAUAUUCAUAACCGCCACAGCUCUACAAGCGGCCUCACCCACUGUCAGUCUCCGGAUGAAUUUCUUAUCUUUCCGCGACUUUAUCGCCAGUCCCCGUUUCUUUGGACUUUGUCAGACUUUUGUGAGGAUUUAGGGACACCGAUCAUCAGCAAAGGUCACAUUCAUCCGGUUACGCUGCUGCGAAGCGUUUGAUUGACGUCUGGAGGACCCGCCCUUACUUUAAAUCCACCUGCGCUUUUGAAAACUCACCCAACUGAACGCCACGAGCCCCCCGGAAGGACGCAAGCGCUGUUUGAAUACGAUUAAGACCGCAACCCUACCGAUCCAACUCACGCCUUUAGCGGUCUAUAUAAAGCCUGUAAUCUCGUUUCUGCAUUAGUUUAAUCUCUCCGGGAAAAGACGGACCUCCACCGCAAAGAUGAUGCAAAUCACAGAUUCAUACAACCAGAAAAACUCCCUCUUCAACGCUAUGAACCGGUUUAUUGGUGCCGUGAACAACAUGGACCAGACGGUGAUGGUGCCGAGUUUGUUAAGGGACGUCCCGCAGGACCAGGAGGAUAAGAUAGAGAUGAAGACUUUCCCCCAUGGAGACAUGUACGGUUCAUAUGUGCUCCUCAAAUCGAUCAGGAACGACAUUGAAUGGGGAGUGCUUCAAGCCGACGAAAGACGCAAGGAUAAACACGGCGUAACGGCGGCUCUCGAGAUGUCCCGGAUCGAACCGGACGACGAGAGUUUGGAAAAGUUGUUUCAUUUUCAUCUAAACGGAUUGCACACGGUACUGUCGAAGCUCACCCGAAAGGCGAACACUUUGACGAACAGAUACAAGCAGGAAAUCGGUAUUGGAGGGUGCGGGAAUUGAAACGUGAUUCAGAGACGGAAAGUUCGCGCGAGAGUGUGCAGCCGGGAUUAAAGCCAAACCCCGUGUUGGCGCAUCUUCAUUUGCCUGGAUAGGAAAAUUAUGAUUUGUACUGUACCGAACAUGAAGGCGGUUUACAAGCCUACUCCCCUUGAUAUUGUUUGCACAACUUGGAUAUUGCCUUGGAAACGGGCGUUUAAAAUUAAAGCUUUAUUUAAGAAAACGAGCGAGCAUUUUAAAUUAUUUUAAACAUUUCAUGGAAGGAUUGAGUAACUUAGUUUCAUUAAAUAUAUACUGUAAUGAAACUAAAUAUGAAAGCACUAAUCAUGUAUUAAACGCACAAUUUUGCGCUUAAGUUUUUUUUACUUUAUUAUUUUUCUGUCAGUCACCCGUUCUAUAUAUGACGUCAUAAUCUAUGAUGAGGAAUCGCAUGAUGAUUCUGUUUAUCCUUAGAAUGAUGAAAGAUUCCAGGAGAUUACGUCACAAGGACUGUCGGCAAUCGUCCAAGACUAAAAAAAAGUUUUGCGUUGUGACUGUAUGUAUUUUCUUAUAUAAAAUCGUGUCAGAAAUAAACAUUUUGUAAAUACGUC
Messenger RNA from Misgurnus anguillicaudatus (oriental weatherfish), 1450 nucleotides. RefSeq names its product MID1 interacting protein 1b (gene mid1ip1b). Gene Ontology annotation, cellular component: cytosol. The record is from RefSeq and is a predicted model, not a curated record. NCBI's taxonomy places the organism in Eukaryota, Metazoa, Chordata, Actinopteri, Cypriniformes, Cobitidae. Gene Ontology annotation, biological process: regulation of lipid biosynthetic process.